AUGUUGGGUGGUGCCUACCAGUUGAAUAAGCAACAACAGCAAGGGCAACCAUUACAAAGGCAAAGGCAAAGGCAAAUACAAAACCAAAACCACCAUACGAAUGCAAUACUUUCGGAGGUGUUCGUAGGGGAACAAAUGUUGACGGCUAGAGAACUGCGUUAUGUUGCAUUGAAAAAUUCAAUGCAUUCAUGUUCGGACGAGAUUUGCUGUAAUUUUAUUGCCGCACUCAACUGCAGCACUUUGUUGACGCUGAAUCCCAUUUCACAAACCCACCGAAGAUUUUUGAGCAAUUUGCAUGUGCUUUCAAAUGCAUUCGCCAGUGCAUUACGCAUUGCCAACACGUUCAACACUGCCAACUCUCCCAACCAGUGCAUACGAGCACUCAGUAAAAGGAGUACAAACGAAGAUCAGCUCAAAGCGACAUUGGCAAUUCCGUAUCAGCGACCUGUAAUGGCAGUCGUGUUGGCGCUGGAGGAGAAAAGUGUUAAAAUGGCCGCGAUAUAUUGGGCGGUGACUAACAUCGAUUACAUUCACUCGCGCACAAGUAGGCGUGUCUUUCUUAUGAUAUUUUGUGUGUGGUCGGCGGCAGUUAUAGUAUCGUUGGCGCCUCAAUUCGGCUGGAAGGAUCCAGAUUACCUGCAGCGUAUAGAACAACAAAAAUGUAUGGUUUCACAGGAUGUUGCAUAUCAGGUCUUUGCCACAUGUUGCACGUUUUAUGUGCCAUUGCUCGUCAUAUUGGUGCUGUAUUGGAAAAUCUACCAAACGGCACGUAAACGCAUACACAGGCGACGGCCGCGGCCAAUCGAUGUGACCGGCAACAAUAAUCAGCCCGAUUUGUCAGCGCAGAAGAAACGCAAACGUCUCAGGUUACGUAUCGGUAAAUUUGCCUCACCUCACACCGGCGCCACUGGCCAAACAACACUCGGCCUGGUUGAGGGCAACUCAACUAAUACGGUUAAUACUGUAGAGGACACCGAAUUCAGUAGUAGUAACGUGGACAGCAAAAGUCGGGCGGGCGUCGAGUCGACCACGAUGUUCACCAACAAUCCCGAAGAGAUUCCAACCACUUCGACUAGUCAAAUAUCGACUGUUUCCCACCUGGUAGCAUUAGCUAAUCAACAGCAUGCAGCAUCCAAAUCAUCGUCUACCGUGCAACAGCAACCAGAUAAAGGCAGUAGCAAUACAAAUACAACGCAAACCGCCAUAGCCUCAGAUGUAACGAUAACAACAACAAUAACAACAAUAGAAAACAAUAAAUUGCCUGCAGCAACAACAAAAGUAUGCAUAGUAGCGCCAAGCGACAGUAACGGCAUAACCUCAACACCACCUGCGAUAAAUGGCAGCACAACAGCAGUGGCUGUUGCUAAUGGUGCUGCUGAGGUGCUGGAAGAUCCACAAUUGCAGCAGCAAUUGCAACAAGUGCAGCACCAAACUGACAUGACAACAGCGGGUGGCGGGAAGACAGCACCACCGGCAGCAUGUGCCUCUAAUGCCACCACAAUCACUUCCAUAUCGGCGCUGUCGCCGCAAACACCAACAAUCGUCAACACCGCAGGCAGCGUUGGCGAUGAUGAACACCAGCACCCAUUAGCGCCCACAGCGACGUCAUUGGCGGCCGCAUCCUCCUGCCAACUGCCGUCAACACCCAAGCUAAAGUAUCAGCAACCAUUAUCCAGCAUAGCAAAUCCCGUGCACAAAGUGACGAAGCGCAAGGAGACACUCGAAGCGAAACGUGAGCGGAAAGCGGCCAAAACAUUGGCCAUCAUCACCGGUGCCUUUGUUAUCUGUUGGCUGCCAUUCUUCGUGAUGGCGCUGCUAUUGCCGCUAUGCGAAACAUGCGAGAUUAACGAUGGCAUAGCGUCGGUAUUCCUCUGGCUGGGGUAUUUUAAUUCAACGCUGAAUCCGGUGAUUUACACGAUAUUUAGUCCGGAAUUUCGACAGGCGUUCAAGCGAAUUCUCUUUGGAGGUCACCGUCCGGUGCACUACCGCAGUGGCAAGAUUUAAAGUAUAGUGGUCGUGGUAACGUCUGAAGGGUUAACAUACAAAUUCUCAGUGGAAGCAGCAAUGAAUAACGGCGGCUUUACUUAGCAACAAUCAAAUUAAAUGUUUUAUCAAAAAUAAAAUUCCUUUAUUUACAAUAAUUUGGAGAUGGACUGACAAAGAUAUUUUGGC
Anastrepha obliqua is the source of this 2172-nucleotide messenger RNA. Its product is annotated as 5-hydroxytryptamine receptor 2A-like. Gene Ontology annotation, biological process: adenylate cyclase-activating adrenergic receptor signaling pathway. NCBI's taxonomy places the organism in Eukaryota, Metazoa, Arthropoda, Insecta, Diptera, Tephritidae. The transcript has 7 exons. Gene Ontology annotation, cellular component: membrane. The record is from RefSeq and is a predicted model, not a curated record. Gene Ontology annotation, molecular function: G protein-coupled receptor activity. The coding region runs from base 1 to 2004 and encodes 667 amino acids.